Molecule: messenger RNA, 1046 nt
Organism: Erythranthe guttata (spotted monkey flower)
Lineage: Eukaryota; Viridiplantae; Streptophyta; Magnoliopsida; Lamiales; Phrymaceae
Source: RefSeq, a predicted model, not a curated record
UCAUGGGUAAACUGCAAACCUAAGAAAUGAAUUUUAGAGCAAAUAUUCGAGAAAAGAAAAAGGUGAAGAAUGUGGCAUUCCAAGCUGAAGCUUCCCAUGGCAUCUCACAAGGCCAAACAUUUCAUGAGUGUGACAUUGAUGUUGAAGAAUCCUUAGCAAUUAUGUCAAAUAACCUCGAAAGCCUGCGUCAAAAAAUUGAAAAUAGAGAAAAUUCCUCUCAAUCAGGUAAGUCUGUUAACCCUAACAAAUUUAAAAAGUUUUCUAAUAAUGGUUAUUUUGGUGAUGCAAAGUCUAGGAGAAAGCAAUGUCGAGAGUGUGGGGGUUUUGGACAUACUCAGGCCGAGUGUGCGACCACUUUGAAGAAAAACAAGAUGUCACUCACCACUGUUUGGAGUGAUAAAGAGGACAGUGAUGAGGAUGAGAACAACAAAGGAGAUCAAACCACUAACUUUAUGGCAUUCAGUGGUACUACUUCGAUGAGCAGAACCGAGGGAACUGUUGAAACAGUCUGUCCGACAGAUUUCAGGUAUGAUGAAUUAUCUUUAAAUAAGGACAAUAGUCUGACUUCACCAUUUAAUUUUGCAGGUGAAUCUGAGAGCAGUAGUGAUGAUGAAGAGCCAACCCUCGAAGAGGUGAAAGAUGUAUAUGAAAAAAUGUACCGGAAGUGGCUUGAAGUAUCUGAGGUAAAUAAGCGCCUUGAAAAUGAUAAGCAUGUUCUCAUAGAGGAAAAUAAAGUGUUGAAGGUAAGAAUUUCUACUCUUGAACAAAAUGUUAUUUCUUAUAGUAGAAAAAUAGAUAGCUUGAAGGCUAAAUUUGCUCAAACCCAAGAUGUUAUUUCUAAGUUUAAUACUAGUAGAGUAACUUUGAAUGAAAUUUUGAACAAAAAUCAGCCGAACUACUGUCGUAUAGGUAUAGGGGGUAACCAUCUAUCUACUGGUGCAUCGAAACAGAAAGAAAAUCCUAAAAGAAAAAUCAAUUUUGUUAAGCAAUCCACUGUUUCACAGACUGUUGCGAAAAUCGCUGGGAAUUUAUGUUGCUUAAUCUGA